This is a messenger RNA of Thlaspi arvense, 2262 nucleotides long. NCBI's taxonomy places the organism in Eukaryota, Viridiplantae, Streptophyta, Magnoliopsida, Brassicales, Brassicaceae. The record is from the annotation of a GenBank genome assembly.
AAAUGAAGAACCUCAUCGUUGAUUAAAAAAAAAAAAAAAGAAGCUUCGAGUAGUUUAGAAUCAGAGCGACGCAAAAUGGUUCGCGGCUUAAACCCUAAGAAGGCAAGGAGGAAGAACAAGAAGAAGAGAGAUGCGUCUUCUUCCUCGAUGCCAGCUAGGGUUUGGAAGCCAGGUGUCGAUAAGCUCGAAGAUGGGGAAGAGCUUCAGUGCGACCCUUCUGCUUAUGGGUUCCAUGUUGGCAGGCCCUGUUUGAGUUCAUGUCUGUCUUUGACAUUUCCCAAGACGGCAGUGAAUGGUGAGAAGAUGAUGACAGUGAAUGGGUUGCUCGCCAUGGAUGUGUUAAUUAACCGCAUACUUGCAAUGCCACAGAAUUCUCACAUCUGCGUCUCUUGGGCAGAUUCUGGCCAUGUACAGGUGUGGGACAUGAGCUCUCAUCUUAAUGCUUUAGCCGAGUCAGAAACAGAAGGUAAAGAUGGAACUUCACCGGUUCAUAACCAAGCACCUUCGGUUAACUUUUCCGGCCACAGAAAUGAAGGCUAUGCUGCUAUAGAUUGGAGUCCUGCAACUGCUGGAAGACUUCUUUCCGUAGGAUUCAUUUGUGGGAGUUGUGUUGAAGAUCUACACAGUGGAGUCCAGCUGAAGCUACUGUGUUUGCGUCCGAACAGUGAAGAAUCUGAGAUCACCGAACAGGAAUCGCUCCUUCUGACUCGGGAUUUGCUCCGGGCUGCUAUUUUCAACAUCAGUUACGUCAGAGGCCUCUUCCCUGAGAUGUAUUUUAGCGACAAAUCAGCUCUUGCUUUUGAAAGAGACAUAGGGGUGAACAAUCUUAUGCCCAUGGACGCUGAAUCACGCCGAUUGAUCGACUGGAUGGAGAAAGGUGUGUACCAUGCACUUAAGAGGAAAUACUUGAAGACGCUCAUGUUCUGCAUCUGUGAAUCUGAAACAUCAAAUGGAAAAAUCAUCGAGGAAUACACAUUUUCUUUCGGCUAUUCCGAUUCUGACAGCCAAAGUGUCAUGAUGAACAUCAAUCGUACUGGAAAUGCGAAACAUGGAGCGACUCUUAACUCCACUGCUGCUGACAUUACCCCAAAUCAAAUGAGGAGUUCGGCUUCCAAGAUGGUUUCUACCCUUGGUCAGCUGAUGAAGACUCUUGGCAAAAUGCCAGAUGAGCGUGCCAUAGUGAUGAAGCUUCAGUACCACAAUGCUGUGGCGCCUCCCGAUUACGAGCCACCUCUCUUCCGAGCCUGUGCACAAGAAGAAGCUCAGUAUGCACGGACAGAUAAUCCUCUGACUCUGAGGAAGGAAGUUGGAAAUGUUAACAGCAAACAUCUCGUGUUAACAUUGAAGGUUAAAAGCGUGCUUGACCCCUGUGGGGAUAAAAACGUUGACAUGAAAGUUGAUGAUGACAAGAGCACAGCACCUGAUUCUUUAGUAGAGCCAAGUACACUUGGUACCCUAACAGAGAAAAGAGAUGAUGCUGAUGGAGAGGUCGAUAAAGAUGACACGCAGUUAGCAAGGGUGAAAGACUGGAUCCACUCUCGUCACCAUGAUACUCUGACUCUCACAGAUGUUCUUUCAAACUUCCCGGAUAUCUCACUAGUAAGGAGUUCAGAAAUCAUGGAUAAGCUCGAGAUUGACGGAGUUGUUACGAAAAAGGGGAAGGAGAAGUUUUUAUUUAUUUUUUCUCUCUUUGCAGAUCUCCUGGGAAAGAAGAUGUCUUCCCAAUGGAAGCCUAGGUCAACCAUCAUUGAUUCUCCUUCUGAAUCAAUUAGAAGACACGUGGUGGCCAUAGGUUCAGAGAAUAUCUUCCACAGGCUUCUCAACCUAAACGAUCCUUAUGCUUCAACAUUCACCUCAGUAGUCUCCUACACGCAGAGGAAGAAGGCUACUUUGAUGACCUGGAUGCUGCGCAGGCCCUCAGAGUUUUCUUUUCUGAGAAGCUUCACGAAGAAGACUGCUGCUCGCUCUGCAGCAAACACAGCAGCCACUUUCUCUGUGUUUGCCGUGAUUACUUUUUUUGUAGCAGGUAGUGAUCUCUUUUAUUCCAGGAAAGGGAAGAAGAAGAGAGAUGCAGAGCUUGCUGGUCUCAGGGAUCAAUUCACAGAGAGUCUGAUGGUAGCACACAAGGAGAAUUCUCUUCUCAAAAAGAGAAACGAAGAUCUGGAAGAGAGAGUGAAGGAGAACGCCCACGAGAAUUCUCUUCUCAAAAAGAGAGUUUCUCUUUUGGAGAAGAAGAAGAGCUGGUUCAGCGGUUGGUUUUGA